Leptonychotes weddellii (Weddell seal) is the source of this 702-nucleotide messenger RNA. The record is from RefSeq and is a predicted model, not a curated record. Lineage: Eukaryota; Metazoa; Chordata; Mammalia; Carnivora; Phocidae.
AUGAAGGCCAUGAUUCUACUACUUUAUCUUCUAGGAUCAACUCAGUCAUUACCGACGCAGCUCAACCCUGCUUUGGGACUUCCUCCAACAAAACCGGCUCCACAUCAGGCAACAUUACUAAACCAGCAGCAGCCAAAUCAGGUAUUCCCCUCUUUAAGUCUAAUACCACUGACACAGAUGUUCGCACUGGGGUCAGAUCUGCAGCUGCUAAAUCCUGCUGCAGGGAUGGCACCUGGUACCCAGACCCUCCCACUGAACUUGCGGGGACUGAACACACAACAGCAGCUGCAACCCCAAAUGUUACCAGUUAUUGUAGCAUACCUUGGAGCCCAUGGUGCUAUCCUUAGUUCAGAGGAAUUGCCGGUGGCCCCCCAAAUCUUCACAGGCCUCCUUUUUCAGCCACUGUUCCCAGGAGCCAUCCUGCCCCCCAGUCCAGCUAAUCCAGAUGCCCGGAAUGGAAUCCUUCCUGCGGGGCAAGCAGGAGUGAAUCCUGCCAUCCAGGGAACUCCAGAGGGCUUCUCCCCAACUCCCAGCGACACAGACGAUGACUUUGGUGUGACCGCCCCUGCAGGCAUCCAAAGGGGCAUGCACACCACCCAGGAAACCUCCACUGGGCCUCCAAAUGGUAAAUUCUCUGAGCCAGGAAAAUGCCUCAGGAAAGUCAUCUGCAGAGUGGAAACAGAGUUCUUUAUCUUGCCUUGA